CACAAACAGAAAUUCUCUAUUCCAACUGUCACAUUGUAGACACGUCAAAUUUCGGAAUAAAAUCCAAAAUAAAUUAUAGCUGAUCAAUAUUACAGAUCACAUUUAGCAUUUUAAUGAAACAAAAUACAUUUUGUUACGUUAAUUAAUUAUUACAAGCACAAAAAAAUGGAAGGAGCAUUGUUGGAGCCAACGUUGUAUAUGGUUAAAGGAAUUGCAAUUCUUGACAAUGAUGGCAACCGCAUUUUGGCGAAAUAUUAUGACAAAAAUGUUUUUUCCACCGCAAAGGAACAGAGAGCCUUUGAGAAAAAUCUCUUCAACAAGACACACAGAGCUAAUGCUGAAAUAAUCAUGUUAGAUGGUUUAACUUGUGUUUAUCGCAGCAACGUUGAUUUAUUUUUUUAUGUUAUGGGAAGCUCACAUGAAAAUGAAUUAAUUCUCAUGAGCGUUUUGAACUGUCUCUACGACUCUGUGAGUCAAAUUUUGCGCAAAAACGUCGAAAAAAGGGCUGUUUUGGACUCUCUUGAUAUAGUCAUGUUGGCAAUGGAUGAAAUUUGUGAUGGAGGUAUUAUUAUUGACGCUGAUUCAAAUUCAGUAGUGUCGCGAGUGGCCCUCAGAAACGACGAUAUUCCAUUAGGAGAGCAAACUGUAGCUCAGGUAAUACAGUCAGCUAAAGAACAACUCAAGUGGUCUUUGCUUAAGUAAUUAAUAAUUGUGUAAGAUUGUAUUGUAAUUCAUAAAUUUGUAUUAAUAGCUU
This is a messenger RNA of Tribolium madens (black flour beetle), 754 nucleotides long. RefSeq names its product coatomer subunit zeta-1 (gene zetaCOP). Gene Ontology annotation, cellular component: COPI vesicle coat. The transcript has 5 exons. Gene Ontology annotation, biological process: intra-Golgi vesicle-mediated transport; retrograde vesicle-mediated transport, Golgi to endoplasmic reticulum; intracellular protein transport. The coding region runs from base 166 to 702 and encodes 178 amino acids. The record is from RefSeq and is a predicted model, not a curated record. Lineage: Eukaryota; Metazoa; Arthropoda; Insecta; Coleoptera; Tenebrionidae.